This is a messenger RNA of Rhagoletis zephyria (snowberry fruit fly), 1343 nucleotides long. It is a transcript of the gene Adk2, whose product is annotated as Adenosine kinase 2. The record is from RefSeq and is a predicted model, not a curated record. Gene Ontology annotation, cellular component: nucleus; cytosol. Gene Ontology annotation, biological process: purine ribonucleoside salvage; purine nucleobase metabolic process. Gene Ontology annotation, molecular function: adenosine kinase activity. Lineage: Eukaryota; Metazoa; Arthropoda; Insecta; Diptera; Tephritidae.
AUCAAUCAUAUGUUUUGUAUAUAUGUAGCCGCACGCCUGUAUGGAUAGCUUCCAUGGGGUAAGGGUGCAUCGACUGUGGUCAGUGUGCUUGGAGUUGGAUUAUCAAUUUUCUCUGAGCUUGUGAAUCAACUACAACUUAUAAACAAAAUCCGGAAGUUUAACUUGUGAACAAGUGUAUACGAAAAAGUGUUGACAUUUUUGCAACUUAUUUACAUAAUGAGUGAGGAUUUAAGAACAGGCAUUUUGGUCGGCUGCGGAAAUCCUUUGCUGGAUAUAUCGGCCACUGUCGAUGAAAAUUUCUUGCAGAAAUAUGAUUUAAAACCAAAUGACGCUAUUUUGGCUGAAGAAAAGCAUAUGCCACUAUAUAAAGAACUAGUGGAAAAGUAUAGUGCCGAUUUUAUUGCUGGUGGUUCAGUCCAAAAUUCAUUGCGUGUAUGCCAGUGGAUGUUACAAAAGCCGGAUGUGGCUAUAUUCUUCGGUUGUGUGGGCCAUGAUCGUUAUGGUGAGAUACUUGAAGAGCGUGCGCGCUCGAAUGGUGUAAAUGUGCAUUACCAGCGCAACAACGAAGCAUCAACUGGCACAUGUGGCGUGCUCAUUACUGGUACUCAUCGUUCGCUCUGCGCUAAUCUGGCAGCGGCUAAUAACUUUACCAUAGAUCAUUUGCUAACGCCUGAAAACCAGAAACUUAUAGAUAAUGCCGAAUAUUUCUAUAUAUCGGGCUUCUUCCUAACCGUGAGUCCGCCAAGCAUUCAGCAUAUUGCCCAACACGCGCACACACAUAAACGCACUUUUCUGAUGAACCUGAGUGCACCAUUUUUGUCACAGUUUUUCAAGGAACCAUUAAUGGCUGCUUUACCUUAUGUGGAUAUCCUAUUCGGCAAUGAAUUGGAAGCUGAGGCGUUCGCAGCUGCUCAAGGUUGGAAUGAUAAGGACAUGAAAGAGAUUGGCAAGAAAAUGUUGGCUCUGCCUAAAGAGAAUGCUGAUCGGCCACGGAUAAUAGUGCUAACACAAGGUCACUUACCGGUAUUACUUAUACAAGAGCACUCCAUUGAAGAAUUUCCAGUGCACCGAUUGGAAUCGGAAGAAAUUGUCGAUACAAAUGGCGCUGGUGACGCUUUUGUUGGUGGCUUUUUGGCACAGUACAUACAAAAGAAGCAACUUAGCGUUUGCAUACGUGCCGGCAUUUGGGCAGCACGUCAAAUUAUACAACGUAGUGGCUGCACCUUCGAAGGCAUACCUGAUUUUAAGGAAUAACGCCUAUGUUGCAAAAUCAACUAGACGUAUUUUAACAUAAAGGCACAUUCGAAGUUUUUACUAUUUGUUGUACAUUUUUGCAAAAAAAA